AUGGCUUUUGAUACCCACAUGCGAAGGGGACACCCUAUUGUCUUCUCGAUGAUUAUCUUCUUCAGUAUCAUCGAACUUGCAAUCUCAGCCUGGCUCACGUCACAAUUUAAUGCCCACCACAACUAUUUCAGUCUAGCAGAGCGAGACCGCACUCGGUUUCUACUGUUCGCUUCAAUAUGGACGAUCGUAUUCUCUGCUGCCUACAUGUUUUUCUUCUUUUCUAUUCCGGACAAUGUUUUGAGUAGUGUGGCUUCUCAUGUCGUCUUCCUGUGCCUAACAUGGAUCUUCUGGACCGCUGGCGCUGCAAGUAUAACCGCAGCUCUCGGUGGAGGGCUGAAUUGCAAUACCCAGAGCGUGUUCGUGUACUGCGGUCAACUUAACGCGCUGGAAGGUUUUGCCUGGGUCAUUUGGGUUCUUGUAACUUUCGCGAUCUUUGUUGUGCUCAUACGCGCCAUUCGCUCCGCACGUCGAGGUGACGGAAUGCGCGGGCCACUGAUUGCAUGA
Suillus clintonianus is the source of this 504-nucleotide messenger RNA. RefSeq lists its product as uncharacterized. The transcript has 6 exons. Bases 1 to 504 code for a protein of 167 amino acids. NCBI's taxonomy places the organism in Eukaryota, Fungi, Basidiomycota, Agaricomycetes, Boletales, Suillaceae. The record is from RefSeq and is a predicted model, not a curated record.